Acanthaster planci (crown-of-thorns starfish) is the source of this 1505-nucleotide messenger RNA. RefSeq names its product transmembrane protein 45B-like. NCBI's taxonomy places the organism in Eukaryota, Metazoa, Echinodermata, Asteroidea, Valvatida, Acanthasteridae. The record is from RefSeq and is a predicted model, not a curated record.
ACUUUACAGGUACAUGUACGAAGAAUUUCGUCACAAAGUUUGAAGUUACGUUGAGAACAACGUACGUUUUCUUCGUCAUUUAUCCUACACACAUUAUAUGAAAGUUUUUUUUUCACUUUUGAGGUUUGAAUGCAGUCUCGAAGCACAAAGUAGAAGCCAUUUGAUGCUAGAUUUUGGCCGGUAAGCUGAUAGACAUGGGAAGUUUUGCUGGCCAUGCCCUUCCGGGUUCGUUUUUCAUCCUGUUCGCAAUAUGGUGGAUGGUUCAGUACGCGUACGAGGUGGUGGCACUCGACGGCGGCCGACAACAGCCGCGGGGCCGAAUCAUGCGAUUCCUCCACAGCAAGCCCAUCGAGGGUGGCCUUGUGGUCUUUGCUGGUGUCGCUGGAUUCAUUGCAGAGAACAUGUAUCCAGCCCCGAAGUGGGGCAUCUAUGACGAAGACGGCCGGUUCGCCUACACUCACGUCUGGCAACACUGCGAGAUGUACACCUUCUUUGGGCUGUACGGCAUUGCCGUGAUCCUGUCCAAGACCUGCAUGCCACAGGCUGAGAAGUACACCAAAAUUUUGGGCAGCCUGGCAUUCUUCGUCGAGGGGAUGUUGUUCCACUUCCACACCGUGGGUCGCGCUUCCAUCGACGUCCACCUCCAUAAGCUCCUGGUGUAUGCCAUCGCUGCUUGUGUGGUCUUCACCUUGGGUGAAGCAUUCUUCCCCAAGGAAGGCCGAUUCCGCAUCAUGCGCUGUGUUGCUGUCUUCUUACAGGGUACUUGGUUCUUUCAGGUCGGCACCGUCCUGUAUUGGCCCCCUUCAGGGAAACCCUGGGAUGACAAAGAUGAAGCCAAUCUGAUGUUUCUGACGGAAGCUUUUGCCUGGCAUCUCCUAGUUGCUAUUCUUGUCAUAGUGAUAGUGUAUGGAAUCUCAUGUCAUGUCCUGAAGGCCACCGGACACGCUGCUGUCCGCUACCGCAACAUGAAUGGCAUUGCUGAUGGUGACGACAUUGAAUUUGGUACCAGAAAAUUGCUGGACAAUGGUGCACCAAAUAACCUUGAUUCUGACAAUGAGUUAUUUCAAAAGUAGCUCACAUACAAAAUUGUAAAGCAUGAAUUCACUCAAAUUAUAAAAUUUAGCAAUUUUUGCCUGUGAUUGAUGAGUUAUGAAAUUCUAAAUUUUCAUUUCAAACUAAUUAUGCUCUCUCAAAUACAUGUUCUUCGUACAGUUAUGAUGUUAUCCUUCAACCUUACCUGCACUGAGUGAAAUUCCGUUAUCAAAUUGUCUCAGUAUGUGAUAGAGGUAGUUUUGGCUCAGUACAAGAGUUUUGUUCAAAAAUGUAUUAUAAAAUUCCUCAGUGACAGGAUGUUUGAUUUCCUGUAAUAAAAACCCCAGGGAAUGAGUAUGGUUAGUUCUGUACACAAACAUAUUGGACCUGCUAAACAGUCUGGACUUGCCCUAGAAAAUAAGGUCAAGGUUUUCCUUGGAAGCUUGUUGAGUUUCAAAAUGUUUUGCCAAAGA